Molecule: messenger RNA, 1477 nt
Organism: Ruditapes philippinarum (Manila clam)
Lineage: Eukaryota; Metazoa; Mollusca; Bivalvia; Venerida; Veneridae
Product: m7GpppN-mRNA hydrolase-like
Exons: 9
Coding region: 63-1367 (434 amino acids)
Biological process (GO): deadenylation-dependent decapping of nuclear-transcribed mRNA; nuclear-transcribed mRNA catabolic process, nonsense-mediated decay
Cellular component (GO): P-body; cytoplasm
Molecular function (GO): RNA binding; 5'-(N(7)-methylguanosine 5'-triphospho)-[mRNA] hydrolase activity; manganese ion binding
Source: RefSeq, a predicted model, not a curated record
GCAAACUCCGUAAAAUAUUAUUUUGUUUUUGUUUUUUCGAAAAAAAUGUAAAUAACCUAAAAAUGUUGCAACAGCAGACACAAAACACACAGCCUCCAAGUACACCUAGCUUCCAGAUACCGGCUUACGUUUUGGAUGAUCUCUGCAGCCGGUUCAUUAUAAACAUACCUGAGGAAGAAAGGCAAGAUUUAAUCAGGAUUUUCUUCCAGAUAGAACUUGCACAUUGGUUUUAUCUAGAUUUUUAUUGUGCUGAGCAGCCUGAGUUAAAAACAUGUGGCAUCAAAGACUUUUCUGCACAAAUAUUUCAUCAUUGUCCAUCUCUAAGUGGUCAUGCACAAGAAGUGGACAAGAUUCUUGGCAACUGGAAGUCAUACAAGAUGAGUGUUCCCACAUACGGAGCAAUUAUGCUAGAUCCAGAAAUGAAAUAUUGCUUAUUGGUGCAAGGAUUCUGGGCAAAAGCCAGUUGGGGUUUUCCGAAAGGGAAAGUAAAUGCCGGUGAGCCGCCACAUGAAUGUGCCAUAAGAGAGGUAUUUGAGGAGACAGGAUUUGAAGUUAGCCGGCUGAUAAAUCAAGAGGAGUUCCUGGAGAAUCGUAUGAAUGAUCAGUUAACUAGGCUGUAUAUCAUAGAAAAUGUGCCACUAGAUACCAAGUUUCAGCCGAAAACUAGAAAAGAAAUCAAGAGCUUGCAGUGGUUCCCAAUUGAUGCUUUACCUGCUCACAAGAGAGAUCAGUCAUCAAAAACACAGCUAGGGCUCAAUCCAAAUACUUUCUUCAUGGUCAUUCCAUUUAUUAAGUCUUUAAGAAAGUGGGUAGGUAACAGACAAAACCUCUCGGAAGCCUCUCAAACAGCAACUAUAAGACCGUCUUCACGACCCAGAAGUGCAACAGGAGGAAAAUCUACAAAAGACACUGACAAUAUUAGCAAUAGUAACAGACAGUAUAAAGAGAAACAAAAAUUACGUCAGCAGCAGUAUUUCUCACAAAUGAACCAAAGUGAAUACCAGGAACUUUUACACUUAAAAGAUUCAAAAACUCGUGCACGUGAAGCACGAGACAGGAAACAGCAGCGGCAUGAACAAAGUACUACUCAAGGAUAUGCAUCGCCAAAUUAUAAAUCUGACAAAAAUCAACAGUUUCAUAUUUUAAAUCGGGAUGGAACUGUUGGAGGGAAACCAAGAAGAAGUUUAGCCACACAAUUUGACAACCAAGGUAACUAUGGGAACCAGUAUCAACCAGGAAAAUAUGGAAACAAGUCAGAUAGAAGGCAAAGGACAAAUGAUCAGAACACUAGUAUAGAAAACUUUGUGCCACCAUCAUGGAGAAACUUUAGACUAGAUGUUGACUCAGUCCUUGCCUGUAUUGGAUAAUAUUUAGAAAGUUUGAUUUGUUUGUUGGGCAAUAGAAUAGUUAACUUUGGUUAUAUUAGAAUUAAUUCUGAACCUGACCCGCACAUUUAGAUACAAAGGAACAUACUAAA